AUGCUCUUCCGCGCUGUGUUUCUGUCCCUGAUCGCUUCAGCGACGGUUUCCGCGACAUCAUGCGUUGGCGACUACCAGCAGUGUGAUGGUCUUCUUUGGUGGUCACAGGCAAGUUGUUGUAAUCGAAACUCUAAAUGUGUGAGUUACGGUUUUACCGACUGGUGGUAUGCGGAAUGUGUCCCCAUGGGUGAUUCUCAAACUACGACUACCUCUACCUCUAAGAUCACUAGUACGUCUAGCACAUCGAAAACUACAAGCUCAACCACCUCGAGUACGUCAAGUUCGACCACCUCUAAAACGACAUCUACGACCUCAAGCAAGUCUACCACUAAAUCUACGACAUGUACUACUACCUCAACAACACCUACUACGCCUACUACAAGCUCGACCACGACGUCGAGUACGUCGAGUACGUCAAGUACGUCGAGCACGUCGAGUGAAUUGAGCACGCCAAGUACUUCAAGCACGUCGAGCACGUCAAGUUCUUCAAGUACGUCAAGUACAUCAAGCUCUUCAAGCACGUCGAGUACAUCAAGCUCUUCAAGUACGUCGAGUGAAUUGAGCAUGCCAAGCUCUUCAAGCACGUCGAGUACAUCAAGCUCUUCAAGUACGUCGAGUACAUUGAGUACUUCAAGUACAUCAAGCACGUCAAGUUCUUCAAAUACAUCGAGUACUCUGAGUAUAUCGAGUACAUUGCCUAGUACUUCGACUAGCUCAAGCGCUCUGAGAUCCUCCACAACUUUAAGUACGGAUAGCACAAGCUUUUCGACACCAAUUGUGCCUCCAACGAGCUCAAACACUCCAAGUCCUGUGAGAUCCAGUACACUCAGUCAAGCAACUGAGACAACCCCAUCCAGUCAGUCGAGUUCCACAACCCAAAGCACUCCGACAGCACAAUCAACAAGCUUCUCUGUCACCAGUAUCUCCACAAGCUCAGGCACUCCAAUUACAACGAUUCCAACUAUUUCGAGCUCAAACAGUGCACCUAGUACACAACUCAGCUCGGAGAACACAGGAUCUACGAGCUUUGGUUCAACUUCAGGGGCAAGCAGUUCAAGCUGGCAGCAAACAUCACCGAGCCCAAUCUUCCCCAGCAGUUCACAACCAUGCGAUACCACUGAUCAGUCCCAGACCGAACCACAUCACCCUACUAGCCCAUCCUGGUCCACUGUGAGUACUUCUGGAGCUUCUUCUGGUGUUUCAUCUGGAAAGUCGUCUUACACUCCAACUAGUGGAUCGUGGUCCACUGUGAGUACUUCUGGUUCUUCUUCUGGUGCUUCCUCUGCCUCUGGAGCUUCUUCUGGUGUUUCAUCUGGAAAAUCGUCUUACACUCCANCGUUUUCUACCACACCAACUGGUACCGAAUCGUCUAGCGUUUCUCCAACUGGUACUGAGACGUCCUCUACCACACCAACUGGUACUGAGUCGUCUGGCACUCAAUCUACUCCAACUGGUACUGAGACGUCUAGCGUUUCUCCAGCUAGUACCGAGACGUCCUCUACAACCCCAACUGGUACUGAGUCGUCCUCUACCACCCCAACUGGUACUGAGUCGUCCUCUUCCACACCAACUGGUUCUGAGUCGUCCUCUUCCACACCAACUGGUUCUGAGUCGUUUUCUAACACACCAACUGGUACCGAAUCGUCUAGCGUUUCUCCAACUGGUACCGAGACGUCCUCUACCACACCAACUGGUUCUGAGACGUCUGGCACUCAACCUACUCCAACUGGUACUGAGACGUCCUCUACAAUCCCAACUGGUUCUGAGUCGUCUGGCACUCAAGCUACACCAUCUGGUACUGAGUCGUCUGGUGGCCAGGUCAGCUCUACGGCUACCGCGUCGACACCUACUAAUUCCCCGGCAGUCGGUACUGCCUCAUCCGGUGCUUAUAAUGGUUCCGGUUCGUCUUCAGCUCAGGCUUCUUCGUCUGCGGCUAAUGGCAGCGAGCCCACCUACUCUGCUGGCCAUUCAACACUGUCCACGGCUUCAGUUUCAAGUGCUCCUACGAGUGCUCCAAGUUCGGUUGCUAUCCUCGAAGGAGCAGCUAGUGGAUAUGUGGCUCCAUCGUUAUCCGUCUUUGGAACGAUGGUAUUCAUUAUUUUAUACGCUAUCUAA
Ogataea philodendri is the source of this 2115-nucleotide messenger RNA. RefSeq lists its product as uncharacterized. The transcript has a single exon. Lineage: Eukaryota; Fungi; Ascomycota; Pichiomycetes; Pichiales; Pichiaceae. The record is from RefSeq and is a predicted model, not a curated record. The coding region runs from base 1 to 2115 and encodes 704 amino acids.